UGUCCCGCACCGCCAACCUGACAGGGGGAGGGAGGGAGCACCGUCCCAGCCUGCAGCCUCAGUGACAGAAUCCCACCUCUACAUGGAAAAGCAAUUCAGGCACCAGCUGUGUCAGUGCUGCCUUUAACAUUGGGAUAAUUCAGACGCCUGAGGAACGGUACAGCGACAAUUCCACCGCUGUUUCGGACCAACACAUUCUGGAAAUUAACAACCCCUGUUACAAAAUAUACAAAUAUAUAUAUUUACUCACAAACCCUCCAGCUCUUUUUUAAAAAAAAAGUUUUAAUAAUGGAACACUGCCUGUGAUGUUUGGGCAUUAAGAGCUUUAUGGAAAACCGUUUAAAGCUGGUGGGCACAGACUUUGUGGGCCUUAAGCGGUGGUGUUGAUGCACAGAGGCAAUAGGCUGAGGAUGGACUUAUUGUAUCUCCUGACCUUCACGAUGGUGUUUGGACACUGCAGCGGUGUAAGGGGCCCCCCGAGGAUUGCUAAGAAAGUGAUGAGCAGGCAGGCGGUCAAGCUUGGCCGCACGGUCAGGUUGGCCUGUCCUGUCGAGGGUGACCCUCCCCCGCUGACCAUGUGGAUCAAAGACGGCCGCACCAUCCACAGCGGCUGGACGAGGUUCCGAGUCCUUCAGCACGGUCUCAAAAUCAAGGAGGUGGAAAUGGAGGACGCGGGAGUGUAUGUCUGCAGAGCAACCAAUGGCUUUGGCAGCAUCCAUCUCAACUACACCCUCAUCAUCAUCAAUGACAGCAGCAGUAGCAGUGUGAGCAGUGGUCAGCCCCUUCCUGAGGGAUCGCAGUCAGACUUUGCAAGUGAAGAUACCCCUGGAAAGCAGCUGGUGAAGCCUCGGUUUACACAGCCCAGUAAGAUGAGGCAGCGGCUGAUAGCGCGGCCUGUUGGCAGCUCAGUCCGGCUGAAGUGCACGGCGAGCGGGAACCCCCGGCCCAACAUCGUGUGGUGGAAGGACGACCAGCAGCUGUCGGAGAACAAGAGGAACAGGUGGACCCUGAGCCUGAGGAACCUCAAACCCGAGAGCAGCGGGAAGUACACGUGCCACGUCUUCAACCCGGCCGGAGAGAUCAACGCCACCUACAAACUCGACGUGGUUGAGAGGACAAGAUCCAAGCCUGUUUUAACCGGCACUCAUCCAGUGAACACCACCGUCGAGUAUGGAGGUACGACGUCCUUCCAGUGUAAGGUGCGCAGCGAUGUGAAGCCUGUGGUCCAGUGGCUAAGACGCGUGGAGUAUGGGACUGAGAGCAAGUACAAUUCUACCAUCGAGGUCGGGGGUCAGAGGUUUGUGGUCCUGCCGGCCGGCGAUGUCUGGUUUCGCCCAGAUGGUUCUUACCUCAACAAGUUGCUAAUAGCACGGGCGACAGAAGACCACUCUGGCAUGUACAUCUGCCUGGGGGCCAACACCAUGGGCUACAGUUUCCGCAGUGCCUACCUCACUGUGCUCCCAGACCCCAAGAUCGAGAAGACAACCACCUCUUCGCGUGCGGCCAGUGGCUUACCGUGGCCAGUGAUCAUCGGAAUCCCAGCAGGCGCCAUCUUUAUCUCCGGCAUGAUCCUGCUCUGGUUUUGCCAGGCUCGGAGGCACGGCCCUGUGCCACCUCCACACCGGCACCAGAGGGACUGCAUGGUCCUGGACAAAGACUGUGUGCCCAUCAGCAGCCCAGAGUUCACCGUGGCCUCCCAGCCCCACCUGCUGGUCCAAGCUCCUGGCAUGGUGCCCGCUGUUACCCCCAAAAUGUACCCCAAGAUCUACACGGACUACCACACCCACACCCACGCACACACAGAGGGUAAAAUCCACCAGCAUCAGCACUUCCACUACCAGUGUUAGCUGUGAAGGUCUGGAUCUGGCAAGGGUGAGGGGGCACCAUGCCAACUGGUGACACUCUCAUGGAAGAACUCCAAGUGCAAAAUGAGAUGUUGGCUCCCGAACUCAUUGCCCGUGAGGUAUUUUUCUGUCUGAAAUGUGAACCCACAGCCCCGCUUUGAGAAGUCUGUUUUGGUGACCUCAAGCGACAGCUCCCUUGAGCGUCCAGCUCCUACAGAACACCUCCUUGGCUUCAGUGGGGGUAGGACAAGGACUGGAAUCAGCCGUAGUCUGAAGGACCCAACUGCCAAGAGAGAGGUGGCUGCUGCCAACGCCUGAACUAAACUAUCUCCAAGAGAUUCUGCCUUUGUUUGAUCUGUUUAUCUUGUUUCUCUGUGUUACUAAUCUCUCUAAAGUGAUGGGCUACCUGUCCACUCCUUAUUUUCUGCACAGUUCAGUUUUUAUUUGUUUAAAGUGAGGUGUCCAGAAAUGUCUAAGGCGGAUAAUGGGGCAGGUUUGGCUUUCUGACAUUUCCCAGCCAGGUGUUUGUCUCUCGAUUGGUUAGGAUCCCUUUGCUUUGAACGCAUUGAGGUUUAUUGAUGAGCCAUCAUGAUCAGCAAAGCAACAAAAGUGUAUUUGACUCAUCCUUCCCUCCCAGGCCUUGCCAUCCUCUGCUUUAGACUUGACUAGAGUAACAGCAUGAAGACACUGGACCCUAAUAUUUAAUGAUCACCCAGUGCAUGGGAGGUGAUGGCCAAGUAGUAUUAUUGCAAGACUAUUAAUCCAGAAAGCUCAGCUAAUAUUCUGGGGACCUGGGCUCAAAUCCCAUCAUGGUGGAAUUUGAAUUCUAAUGAAAACUCUGGAUUGAAGGGUUAAGUGAUAAACAUUGUUGAUUUGUGGAAAAACCCAUCUGGUUCACUAACAUUUUUUUAGGGAAGGGAAUCUGCCAUCCUGACCUGGCCUGGCCUACAUGUGACUCCAGACCCUCAGCAAUGUGGCUGACUUCCAAUUAGGGAUGGCGACUGAGAUGAAUUAAAGAAAGUGAUGCCUCUUCCCCAUGUUUUAGUGAAGCCACAUUUCUUGACAAUCUCUAGUCUCAAUCAGGAACGCAAAUUUAUAACAAACUAAAGCAAUUGUUCUUCUCUUCUGGACUGUUGGUUCCUGCUCCAGUUCCAGAUAAAGAAAUUGGGGUCAGCAAUUGGGGUUACAUAGAACAGUACAGCACAGAACAGGCCCUUCAGCCCAUGAUGUUGUGCCGACCACUGAUCCUCAUGAAUGCACCCUCAAAUUUCUGUGACCAUAUGCAUGUCCAGCAGUCUCUUAAAUGUCCCCAAUGACCUUACUUCCACAACUCAUCUCCCCUUCGUCCAAUCCAUCCUUUUUCAGGCAAAUAUCUGGACACCUCUGCACUGAGGUAUGCAAGUGCGUGACUGUAUAUCUGCUCAGCAGUAUGAGGUAAAAAGACAGCAAAAAAUAUGUACAAAGGAUAUAAUUGGAUGAUAUUUUCUCAUCAAAAUAUUUAUGAGAAGUCAAAUAAUUUUAUUAAUAA
Messenger RNA from Hemiscyllium ocellatum (epaulette shark), 3372 nucleotides. Its product is annotated as fibroblast growth factor receptor-like 1. Gene Ontology annotation, molecular function: fibroblast growth factor receptor activity; fibroblast growth factor binding. Bases 387 to 1847 code for a protein of 486 amino acids. The record is from RefSeq and is a predicted model, not a curated record. Gene Ontology annotation, cellular component: plasma membrane. Lineage: Eukaryota; Metazoa; Chordata; Chondrichthyes; Orectolobiformes; Hemiscylliidae. The transcript has 7 exons.